UUUUUGCUGAUCCCCAGCUAAUUUCAAUUUCCUAAUUUAAUUUCAUGAGAAAGGUAAACUCGUUUUGGGAUGUUCUCUCAUCUUUACUGACAUCAGCCCUUACAGCGGCGCGCGUCGGGGAGCGCGCUCGAGCCUCCAAUUAUCUCUCACGCGCUGGAGAUCUCAGCGUGCGAGGCAGCCAGGGCAUCUCCUAUGAUCCGCUUCUUCACCCGUCUCCUGCUCAACGGACAAAUACACGGAGGCACUGUGUUUGAAGAUGGAGGCUCCUGGCUGGUGUUUUCUCUUAUCCCUGCUCCUCAUCACACUGUUUCAAACCUCACAUGGCUCUGAGACCCCAUCUGCAAAUGCCAAGUGGAGUCUGAUCUGGUCCUCCACCUCCAUCACCGACUCCAUGCAAGACCCUGAGAGGGGACUUCCUCACAGCAACCACCAUAGGAGACGAGGGUCACGUGAAGACAGGGAUAGUGCUGGGCUGCUCUCCCGGAGGCCUGUGUCCUGGCCGGAGGAUGAAGGGCAGAGUCUAGAGGGUUUGAGGUCUGUAAGGCUGGAGUUGGGGCCUGGGGACUGGAUGGGGACAGGGGGUCAGGACAGAGGUCCUGGUCAUAUUCGGCGAGGUAAUAAUCCAACAGAGGGAGAGUUUACGCGUAAAGGCAGGAGACACAGUCACGGGCAUCUGGCUGAACACAGGAAGCAGGGAGGCAGAAGAGACAAAGGCCGAGCUAAAGGGGUUUCCUAUGACCCUGAACCACAAUUAGGCUCAUUGUUGAAGGACAUGGAUGCAUUUGAGGAUGUUUCCUACACCUCCCUGCCCAAUCAUGACACUGCCCCACCCACUGACACUCCCUCCCCUGUCUCACCCAUUUUGGUAACCACGGCAAUCAACGAGAAUCACCCAACACUGGCCCCAGCCUCCACCAAACCCCAGAAGUCAGGCCAUGGGAAAACCCAAGGGGAGGUGAUGCCCACCCUAGACAUGACGCUCUUUGACUGGACCGAUUAUGAAGAUAUGAAGCCUGUUGACUCUUGGCCAUCCAGCAAAAGAAAAGAUAAACGGCGCAGCAAAAACAAGAGCAAUGGAAACUCAACGUUUGAUGCUGAUGUCAUCGAACCAUGUGACCAUCAUCUCGACUGCCUCCCUGGUUCCUGCUGUGACCUCAGAGAACACGAGUGUAAACCUCACAACCGUGGCUUGAACAACAAGUGUUAUGAUGACUGCAUGUGUGAAGAGGGUCUGCGCUGUUACGCCAAGUUCCACCGCAAGCGAAGGGUGACCCGAAGACGUGGCCGCUGCGUGCAACCGGAAAGAGCCAACAGCGACCAAGGAGCCUUCAUCACCAUCUGACAUCGUAUAUAGAGAGAUAAUGAAAGAAUGACUGAUGAGAAAGAUAAUAAUAAUAACAUCCACAUUCUCAUCCUCCCAUGGACUGCAAGAUAAACUGAGCUCAGCCUGAACAAGAGAUCAGGUCAAAGUUAAAAGCUCCUCAAAAUUAGCUGGCACUCAACCCACAGUAUAAAUGUACAUAUACAGAUCUGUCAUAAGUUACAUGUGCAUUGUGUAGCCUAACUGUUACCUGUGUUUCUCAACUGGUAGGUUGCAACCCAAAAAUUGGUCAUAGGUCUAUUUUGAUAGGGUCGAAAACAGUGCUAAAUGCAAAUAAAAAAAUGCAACUAACAGUGCAUAGUUAGAAUAGCAGAAAUAAAUAGGCUUAUCGAUAGGCUUAAUAGGUCCAAAUAAUAAAAAAUAAAAAAAUAAUACAAAUAAAUUAAUACAUUUUUUGUUGCGUCCACUGUAUUUUGGAGCAAAAUCAUCUGUCACUAGAUUAUACUAGUAUAUUAUGUGGCUCAGUGUUUGUUCCAUAGGUCAGGCUGGUAAAUCACACUUCUGCUGUUGUUAAUGCGUUUAUAACAUUUUCAGUUUUCCUGUUCAGUCUAUGUCAUGGUAAUAAUUUUGCAUAUUGUUGGACCUAUGCAGUUGCUUGGUAAAAAAUGAAAAUAAAUAAAUCUAUGUUUGAUUUUAUUUACAUUUUUUGUUUACUUUUGUAUGAUUUUUGUACUGUGUAGAGUUGUCACUUGAUGUCCAAUGUAAAAUCUGGGUCCUGAAGCACAACCAGUUGAGAACCACUGACCUGUACUGUACAGAUGAAUUUGUGUCUAAAAGGAAGUUUUUUUUCUUCUACUGAUUAAUCUCAUUGACUACUACUCUUGUAUUCUAAAUGAAGCUGAAUUGUUUGGUUUGAUUUGUAAUAUAUGCUUUAUGUAUUCUAGUACCAAACCGCUUUCUUUAUUGAGAGAUGUUAUUGUGAACUGGAAAUGUGCUCUUUAACAAUGGCUGUGUCGUGACAGAAUGAUGGAUUGAUGAAUGAGUAUCUGUGAUGGGUUAAAGGAAUAGAGGUGGACAGAAGAGAGUGAAGGAGAGAUGGAUGACUUGUCAGUUUAAAUCGCUGUGCUUCUUUAGGGUGCGACACACCUCUGUGUCCCAUCAACCGUUUAAGAGAGUUUUACGUUAGCAGGGCUGUAGAAUUGCCCUAGUCUUUGUAAAGUCCUAUAAAUCUACAUUCUGUCACAUUGUUUUCCACUUGAGACUUCUCUAGCUCCACAAAAUAUAAAUUAUUUUUAACUGAAAUGCCAGAGAAAUAAACUUCUCGAUGUUACGAUCCUAACAGUAUUUUUUUUAAUGUUUUUUAUUUUACAGAUAGAUGUUCUGCAACAAUUCCACACUUUUUUUUAAGAACACAGGCGAGUGCUCAAAAAAGGGGGUGUGCAAAGACAACAGUUAUGUUUGGAAUGGAAUACUAUCUUAAGCGGGGUGGGGGGGGGGCACAUUCUAAAUCUCAUCAGCCUCUCUUCACAAUAUGACAGUUUUAAAUCAUUUUUGAUAAUAUGUGAAAAGUAUAUGUGAUUUUUUUUUUUUUUUAGAAUAUGUGAAAUAAUUUGAAAGCAUAUCAACUUAACUUUUAAGAACCUCAGCAUUUUUUUAAUUUUAGAUCUUUAAUAAUUACAACUGAAAUGUAGCAACCAUGUAUGAAUGAAAAUGUUCAUAUUAAA
Messenger RNA from Myxocyprinus asiaticus (Chinese sucker), 3045 nucleotides. It is a transcript of the gene draxina, whose product is annotated as dorsal inhibitory axon guidance protein a. Gene Ontology annotation, cellular component: extracellular region. The transcript is spliced from 7 exons. NCBI's taxonomy places the organism in Eukaryota, Metazoa, Chordata, Actinopteri, Cypriniformes, Catostomidae. The record is from RefSeq and is a predicted model, not a curated record. Gene Ontology annotation, biological process: axon guidance; Wnt signaling pathway. Bases 257 to 1342 code for a protein of 361 amino acids.